Messenger RNA from Mugil cephalus (flathead mullet), 2526 nucleotides. RefSeq names its product ribosomal modification protein rimK-like family member A (gene rimkla). Gene Ontology annotation, biological process: protein modification process. Lineage: Eukaryota; Metazoa; Chordata; Actinopteri; Mugiliformes; Mugilidae. The transcript is spliced from 5 exons. Gene Ontology annotation, cellular component: cytoplasm. Bases 415 to 1611 code for a protein of 398 amino acids. The record is from RefSeq and is a predicted model, not a curated record. Gene Ontology annotation, molecular function: ligase activity, forming carbon-nitrogen bonds; metal ion binding; ATP binding.
UCUGGCCCGGCGGCGAGAGCUGCAUCUCGGCUGAGAGAAGUUUUUUUGCGGGUAAAACAUCGUUUUUGUUUUGCUGUGCGUCCUUCCUGCGUCGUCUGUGCUCGGUCGAUACAACUGCGCACCGGGAGGACUAAAUGGCUCGAAGCGAAAGGAAACAAAGGUGAUACAGAAGAUUACCUACUCAUCCCAGACGUGAGGUUGAGCAGUGGUCGUGUUUUUAGCCACAGCACCGCCUGCUCAUACCGCCGAGGUCUCCAUUGUGUGAGCAUCUCUGUGCUAUUCCACCGACCUCCCCCCCCCUCCCCUAAAAAUCCCGCGCUGCCACCAACACACGCCGGCUUUUAUUUUUAUUAUUAUUAUUAUUAUUAUUUUUCUUUUCAGUUGAACUUUUUUUUUAUAUAUCUUGAAUCGAAAAUGUGUUCUCGGGUUUGGUUCGUGACCGACCGGCGCAUCAGCCAGGAGUACCCCCAGGUUCAGAUCCUCCGGGCUCUGAAGGAGCGCUGCGCCGACGAGGAUGUUGAAUUCCGCUCUCUCCUCAUGGAUCAAAUCGUGCUCACGAUUAGCGAGGGGCAAUUAGGUCUGCGGGUGGAGCAGGAGCUGGUGACGUCUUAUCCGCAGGUGGUGGUGGUGCGGGUGCCCACGCCUUGGGUUCAGUCGGACAGCGACAUCACCGUGCUGCGCCACCUGGAGAAAAUGGGCUGCCGGCUCAUCAACCGGCCCCAGGCCAUACUCAACUGCGUCAACAAGUUUUGGACCUUUCAGGAACUAGCCGGACACGGGGUGCCUCUUCCCGACACCUUCUCCUACGGAGGGCACGACAACUUCCGAAAGAUGAUUGACGAGGCCGAGCCCCUGGGCUACCCCGUGGUGGUGAAGAACGCACGUGGCCACAGAGGUAAAGCUGUGUUCCUGGCACGAGACAAGCACCAUCUGACGGACCUGUGCCACCUGAUCCGCCAUGACACCCCUUACCUGUUCCAAGAGUAUGUCAAGGAGUCGCAUGGCCGCGACGUGCGGGUGGUGCUGGUGGGCGGCCGUGUCAUCGGCUCCAUGCUGCGCUGCUCCACUGAUGGUCGCAUGCAGAGCAACUGCUCCCUGGGUGGUGUCGGUAUGAUGUGCCCCCUGAGCGAGCAGGGCAAGCAGCUGGCCAUAGAGGUGUCCAACAUCCUCGGCAUGGACGUGUGCGGCAUAGACCUCCUGCAGAUGAACGACGGUUCGUUCGUGGUGUGCGAGGCCAACGCCAACGUCGGCUUCAUCGCCUUCGACCAGGCCUGCGGCAUGGACGUGGCGGGCAUCGUCGCCGACUACGCCCUGUCGAUGCUCCCCAGCCGCCUCACCCGCAAGAUGUCCCUGCUGUCCGUCGUGUCGAGCACCAGCGAGACCAGCAGCGAGCCCGAGGUGUGCACCGUGCCCGCCGGCAACGGCUCGCUGCCCGAGGCCGUCUGCAACAUGAGCGUGGGUUCCACUUCCAGCGAGAGCGACCCGGAGUUGGCCGAGCCCUCCCAGUCCUCGCCCCGGCAGUCCGCCGCCCCGGCCCUGCCCGACCUCCCCGACCUCCCCGACCAAGCCUACAACUUCAACGCUCUCCUCGCCAAUGAGAUCAAGCUAUAGACUGAGUGAGAUUCAAGCAGCUUCGUGCACACACGACACACACAUCCAUAUUUAAAACACACGCCUGUACGAAUGGCAACAAACAUUCCUUUUUAAGAACACGCAUCAGUCCAAAAAAAAAAAAAAUUAUUAAACAUGAAGAGCAGAGAAAAAAACACAUACAGACACAAAAACUAGAGCCUACUCCUACUUUAAAAAAGGAAAAGAUCUGAGGCUGCUCCCCUGACUCUCCUCUCUUUGCACCUCUAUUCCCAAACUGAACGUCCCACUGUCUAAACAUAGGGUGGGAUAUAGUACAUGAGACAAAUUUACCUCUUCUAGUUUAUAUUUGCAGUGAAGGAUUCCCAUAAAUACACACACCUGCCAUAUUUUUAUCUUCACAGUACAGUACCAUUAAUCAAGUAGAAUCUACAUAGGUUUUUUUUUUUAUUAUUAUUAUUUUUUUUUUGCAGAGGUUUUAGUCCAUUUUGGCAGAUUGGAGACAAAACAAACCUUUCUUUUUUUUUUUUGGUCAAGUUGUUGGUGAGAGGAAUACAUCCUCAUGCUAGGCACAUCAUACUGUCAGUUCCAAUGUAGCAAUGUAGAGCCCCUGUUAAGGAGCCACCCUGUAGCAACUGGAUUCAUAAUAAAUGAGAAAUGAAAUCAUUCCUCGCUAUGUGGCAUGUGUCAUAUGUUGUUAGUUCAACAUACCAGCAACUAAAGUCUCAAAAUCCAGAAAAAUCCCAGUUUUGAAUCGAUACGUUUCACACGUAGCUGAGAACGCUACGCUACAAUAACGCUAAUAAGACAACAUCCAUCUGGUGCUGACAGUGUCCAUAAAUUCAUUCUGUGCAUGAUGUAAUGUAAAGCUAAGCAACUCCAUUCACCCAUGCAAAGAAAUAGACGUGAAAAGUAGCAGAUUUGUUUUAAGAGUCG